GCACCUAUCAGCUUACUGCCAAUCAUGCUGCAUGGGACACAGGCAGCAGAGCGCAGAAAAUACUACAGUACCCGCCCGACCGGGAGGAGAGGAGGGAUAACGAACAGCGCCGCCCUCUGCAGCCCGUGGCAGCUUCACGUCAGGCAGCGGCUCACUCAGGAAAUUUAAACACAGAGCCGUCCAUAACACAGGCAGCAGGCACACGCAUCUUUCUGCUCCAAGGUCACCGAGCCAGGCAGCCUCCACGGGACACAUACACCUGCAUUCCCCAAAGUGAAUAGUCAGUGUUGAGGUGGGCCAGUGAUGCCGCCCCCAGCCACAAGUCCCUCCGCCGUGCCCCCACCAGACGGCGGUUGGGGGUGGGCUGUGGUGUUGGCAUCUUUCAUCUCCAUAGGCUUCUCGUACGCUUUUCCCAAAGCCAUCACGGUCUUCUUCAAAGACAUCCAGAUCAUCUUCGAUGCCUCCUACAGUCAGAUCGCGUGGAUCUCCUCCAUCAUGCUGGCGGUCAUGUAUGCUGCAGGUCCCAUCAGCAGUAUACUGGUUAACACCUAUGGUUGCAGGCCCAUCGUCAUGAUGGGGGGCUGCCUCUGUUCCACUGGCAUGAUCAUGGCUUCCUUCUGUAACAGCGUAGUGCAGCUUUACAUCUGCAUAGGAGUUAUCGGUGGACUUGGACUAGCCUUCAACCUGCAGCCAGCACUGACUAUGAUAGGCAAAUACUUCUUUAAUAAGCGUCCCAUUGCUAACGGGCUGGCGAUGGCAGGCAGUCCAGUGUUCCUUAGCACCCUGGCUCCUCUCAACCAGUACCUCUUCAACCAAUUCGGCUGGAGAGGCAGCUUCCUCAUCCUGGGCGGCCUGCUACUGAACUGCUGUGUGGCUGGUUCCCUCAUGAGGCCUCUGGGACCGCCACCCAGCAAGCUCAAGAAGGACGAAGAGUUAGCCGCCAUUGCCACCACAACAAAAGAGAAGCGCACUUGCUGGAAAACAUUCAACAAGUACCUGGACCUAUCACUAUUUAAGCACCGUGGCUUCCUCAUUUACCUGUCGGGCAAUGUCCUCAUGUUCGUGGGCUUCUUCGCACCUAUUGUCUUCCUUACAGCCUACGCUAAAGACAUGGGCGUGGAUGAGUACUCUGCUGCCUUCCUGCUCUCAAUUCUGGCUUUUGUUGACAUGUUUGCCAGGCCCUCCAUGGGGCUGCUGGCCAACUCGCGCUGGGUCCGGCCCAAGAUCCAGUACUUCUUCAGCUUUGCUGUGCUGUACAAUGGGGUGUGCCACAUCCUCUGCCCACUGGUGGAAAGCUACACCGGUCUGGUGGUAUAUGCAGUUUUCUUCGGCUUUGCCUUUGGCAUGGUCAGCUCAGUGCUGUUUGAAACACUGAUGGACCUGGUUGGGCCUCAGAGGUUUUCCAGUGCUGUGGGACUCACCACUAUUGUGGAGUGCAUCCCAGUCCUCAUUGGUCCACCUCUAGCAGGGAAAUUGGUCGAUGUCACAAAAAACUACAAGUCCAUGUAUUUUUGCUGUGGAGGUGUCGUGAUUUUGGCCAGUAUUUGGCUCUUCAUUGGAAACUUCAUUAACUACAGACUCUUGGAGCGUGAGCGCAAGCGUGCAGAGCUGUACAAACGGACUGAAACGGAAGAUCCGGACCAAGCUCUGGAUCAGAAGGAGGCUGAUGGGGAAGCCCAGGCGUCGGAGGACCUAGUCGACAAAAGCGAGAAAGGUGACGAACCUAUGCAGCGGGAAACCAACAUCUAGAUCCUUCUGCUCUUCUAACAGCUCACCCUGACUUCCGCGACUACCUAGCAACACCUUCCACUACGAUCAAACUGAGCUCCAAGCCAAGAGGUGCCUCUCGGUGUUCCACCAGGCUCUAUUCGGGGUCCUCUGCACUCAAACUAACUGCCAAAGCAACUACUGUGUUGUAGGAGGCUGUGAGGAGUAAUAUCUGUUUGCCAAAGAGCAUAACAGAAAUAUUAACCACAGAGAAAAGUGUAAGAUAAUCGUAUGCAUGUGAGGGGGUCUAAAAUUCAGAAAAUUAAAUGGAAAACAAUGCAGUACUAACCAUGUUUUCUUUUUUUUCCACGUUCACCUCAUAUCGGAUUUACUGUAAAUAUAAGACUACAAAAGUACAUUCACUGCACCUAGUUACAAUCAUGAUGUAAGAUUAUAGUUUCUGUAGGAACUCCAAAAUUGUGUCAACUGAGAGCUAACAUUAGCUGCAAAUCCACACAUGCUGGCAGAUAAUUAAAAAUGUAGUUAAAUUCAGAGUCAGACAAUCAACUCUGCUUAAGAAGUUUGUUACUGCUGCUACAGUUUGUUAAUGGUUGAUUUAAGUUAUUUCCAUUCGUCCCAACAUUGUAUCAAGUAUCUUCCUACUGUCUUCCGAUAUGACGUGAAUGCAGCAUUAGCGUGUCACCGCUGUUCAACAGCACCAGCAAACUGAAUUCAUGUUCAAAAUGAAAUCCGUCUUCUUCACAACACACUGAAGUCUUGGUAAACGAGGAAAUGCUAAAUUAACAAGGAAGCAGUAAACCGAUUUCUCGGUGGUUAGAGUAUCUGUGAGUGAAAUGUGUCUGUUCUUGGUGAAGUUUUGAACAAUGAUCCCUAACUGUGCGUUAACACCGCAAGCAACAUGGUUAAUGCUUCUUUUUUUUACAAAUUGUUGACAGAGGCUCUGAAUGUAGAUACAAUCAAAUAAUUAGUUUGCAUACAAAACUAACUAGGUGAAACAAUUUUGGAUAUUAUCAUUGGCUAUAAUGAUAAAUGCACCCAAUCCCAGUGCAUCGGAAAUGGUUGAUCCAGCUGGUGAUAUGCGUCAAGCAAGAAGUCAAAAUUCUAAUUGCACUGUUUUAAAAUGGCAAUCUGGUGCCAUAAAAUUCUCACUUCCAUUAAUAAAGAACAGAUGUGUUCACAGCUGGUGACGCUGUUGCCCAUGUAUUAUGCUGCCCACCUGAGCACUGUAACAUUGUGUAGUAAAACCUGCACAAAUGUCCCACUUUUAAUACUUUCGAUCUAGUCGUAAAAUGCUUCCUGUAAGUCUUCUAGUGUUCCAUAUUGCACUCAUACACGGUGUCCUGCACUGAAAGAGAAAUGGCAAUACAAACAUUUAUUAAACGGCUGCCAUUAAAUGAGUUUAAUUAUGGUUGAAUGUAAUUUCCUCUGUGGGCCUUAACAAGGUAUUAAUGACCAAAAACCAUCGGCAUAAUAUUGGUUUUUCCACACAUAGAGCCCAUGAGCAAUAUCAUUUAUCAUAUUUUAACUUUUAAUGCAGAUACAUGUAUACAGGGAAAGGUAUUUCUUGUGGUCAGCUCAACAGUCCAUUCUAUGAUACAUUGCCUUACAUGUAUUGUAAAGAAUGCAGAGGAGUUGUACGGUGAAUACUUGGUAGUAUUAUACUGAUCUGAUAAACUUUUGUGUUAAAUGUGACCCACUUUUUGUGGCUGUGUUUAACUUUUAAACUCACAAGAAAUCA
This is a messenger RNA of Perca flavescens (yellow perch), 3466 nucleotides long. RefSeq names its product monocarboxylate transporter 2. The record is from RefSeq and is a predicted model, not a curated record. The transcript is spliced from 5 exons. Gene Ontology annotation, molecular function: lactate transmembrane transporter activity. The coding region runs from base 304 to 1749 and encodes 481 amino acids. Gene Ontology annotation, biological process: plasma membrane lactate transport. NCBI's taxonomy places the organism in Eukaryota, Metazoa, Chordata, Actinopteri, Perciformes, Percidae. Gene Ontology annotation, cellular component: basolateral plasma membrane.